UGAGCACAUAGUUCUUACCAGCCCAGCUGGCACCUGGGGGCACAGAGGAGAUGCCUGCUGCCAUGGGAGGGUGUGCCCCACUGUGCAUAGGGUUGCUGCUUUUCUCUCUGGCCGGCACGCUAACAGGCAAUCGAAAAUCUAUUCUGACCUUGAACCCCCCAUGGAAUAGAAUUUUUAGAGGAGAGAAUGUGAUUCUCGAAUGUAAAGAUAAUAAUUCCACUGAAAAUAGCCACACUGUGUGGACCCAUAAUGGCACCAUUUCGGAAGUGACAGCUUCAAAAUGGAGCAUCGUGGAUGCCACCUAUCAACACAGUGGGAUAUACACAUGUCAUGGCCGAAAUUUUUACAAGAGUAAACCUGUGUACUUGGAAGUGAUCAGUGACUGGAUGCUCCUUCAGGCCUCUGCUGAGGAGGUGUUGGAAGGGGAGUCGCUCUUCCUCAGGUGCCAUGGUUGGAGAAACUGGAAGAUCAAAAAGGUGAUCUACUACAAGGACGACAUGGCUCUCAAGUACUCCUACGGGAACAAAGUGUUCUCCAUUACAAAUGCCUCACUUAACGACAGUGGCAGCUAUUUCUGUAAGGGCCUACUUCAGAAGCAGCCCUGUGUCUCUGAGCCCCUUCGAAUUACAGUAAUAAAAGUAUACCGAACCAAGUACAUGUGGCUGCAAAUUAUUGUCCCCUUGCUGGUGGCGACUCUGUUUGCUGUGGACACAGGACUGUUUUUCUUGACGGAGCAGCAGUUUAAAUCUCUCUUGAAGAUUAAGGAAACUGAAAAAGUCAACAAACCUAGGAAGUCGCUUCCUAAGCCAGAUCCUGAAAAGAGCUGAUGUCAUUUCUUAAGGGAGAAUUGGCAACAGCAAUAUUUUACUGCACAGCAAUUGCUUCUCCAUUGUCAGACACAACUCAGGAUGUACAUAGAAGCCUAUGUUUGAGGAUUUGCAGAAUUAUUUCAUUAAACCGACUGUACCUGGUUAAGUGGCAUGUAAUAGUUAAGUGCUCAAUAAAUAUUAUUUGAAUAAUUGAA
Molecule: messenger RNA, 1024 nt
Organism: Marmota flaviventris (yellow-bellied marmot)
Lineage: Eukaryota; Metazoa; Chordata; Mammalia; Rodentia; Sciuridae
Gene: Fcer1a
Product: Fc epsilon receptor Ia
Biological process (GO): immunoglobulin mediated immune response; cell surface receptor signaling pathway
Cellular component (GO): external side of plasma membrane
Molecular function (GO): IgE binding; high-affinity IgE receptor activity
Source: RefSeq, a predicted model, not a curated record